Juglans regia (Persian walnut) is the source of this 446-nucleotide messenger RNA. Its product is annotated as flowering-promoting factor 1-like protein 3. The record is from RefSeq and is a predicted model, not a curated record. The coding region runs from base 1 to 339 and encodes 112 amino acids. The transcript has a single exon. NCBI's taxonomy places the organism in Eukaryota, Viridiplantae, Streptophyta, Magnoliopsida, Fagales, Juglandaceae. Gene Ontology annotation, biological process: regulation of flower development.
AUGUCUGGUGUUUGGGUUUUCAAGAGCGGGGUUGUUCGCCUGGUUGAGAACCCUUCGGCCGAAUCGUUGGACGGAAGCCGGCAAGGUUCAAAUGCUCGGCGCAAGGUGCUGGUUCACACUCCUAGCGAGGAAGUCAUCACCUCCUAUGCAGUCCUUGAGCGCAAGUUGUUGUCGCUUGGGUGGGAACCGUACUACGAGGACGCGGACAUCUUUCAGUUCCACAGACGAGCUACAGUCCACCUCAUCUCUCUCCCCAAGGAUUUCAACAGGUUCAAGUCCAUGCACAUGUACGACAUCGUCGUCAAAAACCGCAACAUGUUUGAAGUAAGGGAUAUGUAGUAGUAGUAGCAGUACUUAUUGUCCCCUGCGCUAGCUUCGUGGUUUGGUUUGCUCCUGUUUGAAUGCAAUUUCUUGAUUGCCUCUGAUGUCUACGUACUCAUAUCAUA